This is a messenger RNA of Cloeon dipterum, 835 nucleotides long. RefSeq lists its product as uncharacterized. Gene Ontology annotation, biological process: vesicle-mediated transport. The coding region runs from base 94 to 696 and encodes 200 amino acids. Gene Ontology annotation, cellular component: membrane. The record is from RefSeq and is a predicted model, not a curated record. Lineage: Eukaryota; Metazoa; Arthropoda; Insecta; Ephemeroptera; Baetidae. The transcript has 3 exons.
AUGGUUUGAGUGAGCUGUUUGUAGGAAGUCUUAUUGUUAGUCGUGACAGUAUGCUACUUUAAGUUGAGGAGUUUGCUUGAAAAAUUUGUGGAAAUGGCGGAGCUGAAACAAGACCUCCAGGAGUAUCUCCUUUCAAAGGAGUCAUCCUCAUCGUCGCUAAAAAUUGAGAUGCCCAGUCUCCCAGACGUUCUUUCGAAGCCCUCUUCCUGGUUUUCGAAGGAUUCAUCAUCAGCACCUGACCAGAGCACGGCAUCUUACUGUUUUCCUUCUAUGUCUCGCCUCCAAAGGAUAAUUGGGUUCGCCUGUUGCCUGGGAAUGGGGAUGCUGUGCUUUGGACUGUCUCUGCUCUACUUGCCGGUGCUGGUUCUCAAAGCGAGAAAAUUUGCUCUGCUGUUCACCAUGGGCAGUUUAUUCUCUAUGAUUAGCUUUUCCUUUCUGUGGGGCGUGACUGCUCACUGGCAACACAUGACUGCAAAGGAACGGCUGCCUUUUUCCGCCUGCUAUGUGGCAUCUCUCCUGGCAACAAUCUAUUUUUCAAUGGUAGUCCAAAGCACCCCGAUAACAUGCUUGUGUGCCGUCCUGCAAGUGGUGGCCCUGGUCUGGUUCCUCCUGUCGUACGUACCAAGCGGCCACAAUGGAAUUAAAUUCCUGUUCCAACUCUGCACUAGCUCCAUAGGUCGAACACUGCCUGUUUGAGUGACAUUGACAAUACAGGGUGGUGGUGGAAAAUUUGUGCCCAUUGUUGUGUUAAAUUAAUAUGUUAUCAUAAUAGCAUUAUUUCUUUGUGUAUAUUUUAUUUACAAAUUAAAUUAUUAAACAAAAAUAUAUAUUAUAU